This is a messenger RNA of Ambispora gerdemannii, 196 nucleotides long. The record is from the annotation of a GenBank genome assembly. Lineage: Eukaryota; Fungi; Glomeromycota; Glomeromycetes; Archaeosporales; Ambisporaceae.
AUGUCUGAGACUGCUGACAUCUUCCCUAUUAAGUUUAAAGUCCGUGAUGAUCCAGUCGAAAAAACUUUCGCAAUUGAUAUUCCCCGGAAAGACAAAGUUAGCGACGUCAAAGAAAAAGUGAAGAGUAAACUAGCUUCUCGAUUGAAAGAAAAAUCGGCUGAAGACAUUAAUCUUUAUGUGGAGUAUCCUAUCAAUA